Messenger RNA from Beta vulgaris subsp. vulgaris (sugar beet), 696 nucleotides. RefSeq lists its product as uncharacterized. The record is from RefSeq and is a predicted model, not a curated record. The transcript has a single exon. NCBI's taxonomy places the organism in Eukaryota, Viridiplantae, Streptophyta, Magnoliopsida, Caryophyllales, Amaranthaceae. The coding region runs from base 1 to 696 and encodes 231 amino acids.
AUGUUGUACACCGAUACCGACUCAGUAUGGUGUAAGGUGUUUUGCUCUACCUUGGUUGGACUAGGACAAACAUGGUUCAAGAGCAUUCCACCGGCAACCGUCUUUGAUUUCCGCCAACUCACAUCUAUGUUUGUAACGCACUUCGUAAGUAACAAGCGACGCGAGAAAACCACCGGCGAUUUGAUGUCUAUCAAACAAGGUGAGAUAGAAAGUUUGAGGGACUAUGUGGGGCGUUUCAAUGCUGAAGCCGUCACCAUUCCUACACUGCAGCAAGAGGUGGCGGUCCUAGCCCUCAUGACGGGGUUGAGAGAAGGGACUCCAUUUCGAAGUUAUCUCGGUAGAAAGAAAAUAACGUGCUUAACAAAGGUCUUGGGAAAGGCAAAUGACUUUAUAAGAGGAGAAGAAUUUGACAAAGCAGCUAAUGCUAGAAGGCCGGCAGCAGUAGAGAAAGAUAAGGAGAAAGAUAAGGAUAAGGAUCGCCGGGACGACAAGUACCGGAAGGAUAAAAAGUCUGAUACCACAAGAAGAGAGGAAAACAAUUCCGUAAAAAAGGGGUUUGAGGGUCGGCCGGACAAAUAUCAAAACUAUACCCCACUAACGAUAUCUCGGGCACGGAUCUUUGAAAUGCACAGUAAAGACGAUAAGUGGCAAAGACCCAGGAAAAUGUAUUAUAAGGGCCGAGAUAAGUCUAAGUGA